Molecule: messenger RNA, 939 nt
Organism: Symbiodinium natans
Lineage: Eukaryota; Dinophyceae; Suessiales; Symbiodiniaceae
Source: the annotation of a GenBank genome assembly
AUGUGGCAUUACGAGGAAAUAGAAUGCCUCCUUGCAGGACCAAGAAGCGUCAUGUCAAUCCAGCUGCUUUGGCUCAGUUGCUUGGUACACCUACCUGGCGGUUCUCCUGCAUUGAGACGCGUUGUGCCUGGCUUCCAAAGCCAGAGUGGAAUCAUUUCCAUGGCUGCUCGGCCUCCGCCCUUAGAUCUGUCGGACUGUCAGCAUGGAGGCCUAGGUAUCGAUCGGAGUUGCCCCGCAGGAGGUCACACCUUCCGGAUCCAGGAAGAUCUUGAACAAUCCUUACCAGUAUGGUCUUCGAAUGUUGAAACGACUGGAGAGCAGCUCAGCGAGCUAUUGGGGCAGCUUUGGAAGACUGAUCUGGACAGCAAAGUUCUGGUCUUCAGCGGAACUCAUGGUUCUGCUACCCGCAAUGCACACUGCGAGCAGUCUCAAAUUUCACACCUUUUGGAACCAGGAUUCGCUCGUGCAGAUUCCAUUACCGCACGCGGUUUCAACCGCGCUAGCAUGGAAGUUGUCGUCGUUGAUCUGGGUGACAUCCGUGAUGCCUCUGCCUCAGGGCCUCAAUGCACCGAGCAGGAUCGGCGGAAUGGCUUCGCACGACAGGCAAUACGACAGUUCCAGCCUGAUGUGAUUGUGAAAUCCUGGUGUGGCAGCGCUUCCAACGCCCCAGAGCUCGACCAGAGUAUCUGCGAUGAAAUUCAAUGGCUGCGGGCUGCGCAGGCCCCUCUGGCUGAGGUGCACAAUCAGGAUGUGGGAAAUCCGCUGCAGCUGCCACAGGAUGUGGGAAAUCCCUUGCAGCAACCACAGGUGUGCUUACUGAGAGGUUCUGGGAAGAGAAGUGGCAAGUGGCAAGAGUGCAGGCAUUUGUCCCACCUCGAGCUGUGGAAACCCACACUCUCGCACAUGAAGUUGCUACACAGCAGAGAGACAGGUUCAUGA